Messenger RNA from Brassica rapa (field mustard), 1064 nucleotides. Its product is annotated as E3 SUMO-protein ligase MMS21. The record is from RefSeq and is a predicted model, not a curated record. Gene Ontology annotation, cellular component: nucleus; Smc5-Smc6 complex. Gene Ontology annotation, biological process: protein sumoylation; double-strand break repair via homologous recombination. Gene Ontology annotation, molecular function: SUMO ligase activity; zinc ion binding. NCBI's taxonomy places the organism in Eukaryota, Viridiplantae, Streptophyta, Magnoliopsida, Brassicales, Brassicaceae.
UUUAAUAGCAUAAGACGGCACGCAGUUUCUUCAUCAAACCUCGUUUUUUCUCCCUUAAGUAUUUUAUUCAGGCACCUCCAUCCCUCUCCGUCUUCUCAGUCUCCCUCCAAAAAAAGAUGGCGUCGGCGUCCUCUUCAGGCGGAGUCGCCGGAAGGCUUCGAAACGCAUCGUUGGUUCUCGUAGGCGAUAACGAUUCCACAAUCUCUGACAUACGUAAAGCUGUGACUUUGAUGAAGAACAUUGCUGUUCAGCUGGAGAAAGAUAACCAAACUGAGAAGGUUAAAGACCUUGAAAACUCUGUGGCUGAGCUGUUGGAUUUGUAUGGUGAUUGUGCUCAUCGUUCCUCAGCUAUUCAAUCUGUUGCAAAUGGGUACCAGCCUGGAGAACAGUUAACUGACUUUAAAAAGUUGCUUGACGAUGAGUUCACAAAGCUCAAGGCUACAACUCCUUCAGUGCCAGAAAAUCAUCAUUUGAUGCGCCAGUUCCGGGAAGCUGUUUGGAACGUUCAUCAUGCAGGUGAACCAAUGCCUGGCGAAGACGAAGAGGACAUUGUGAUGACCAGUACUCAGUGCCCUUUCCUGAACGUCAAAUGCCCUGUGAGCGGGAAGCCUCUCACUGAACUAACAGAUCCAGUUCGCAGUAUUGAUUGCAAGCACGUGUACGACAAAGCUUCAAUCAUGCAUUACAUAGCCACCAAUCCCAAUGCGAAAUGUCCUAUAGCUGGCUGCCGAGGUAAACUGAAGAACAACAAAGUGGUUUGUGAUCCAAUGCUCAAGUUUGAAAUCGAGGAGCUGCGCACAAUGAACAAACAAUCUAAUAGAGACGAAGUGAUUGAAGACUUCACAAAUGCAGACGAUGAAGAUUAGAAGAGAUCAAAUCAUCUCAUAAGCAAUGUUGAAGCCCAUAUGUUUUUCUUCAAGUUUGCAACUUUCUAACUAUAUUUAAUCUUAAUGUUAAGUCUUGUUUUGGAUGUAAAUAGUCAGUGAUGCUCUUUGAUUCAACUCCUCGUUUUGGCUAAAGUUUUGAGUUCUUUCACACAGAGGAGCUUAUCUCAUUUCGGUUUA